Bubalus bubalis (water buffalo) is the source of this 2330-nucleotide messenger RNA. RefSeq names its product 1-acylglycerol-3-phosphate O-acyltransferase 1 (gene AGPAT1). Gene Ontology annotation, cellular component: membrane; endoplasmic reticulum. Lineage: Eukaryota; Metazoa; Chordata; Mammalia; Artiodactyla; Bovidae. The coding region runs from base 352 to 1263 and encodes 303 amino acids. Gene Ontology annotation, molecular function: 1-acylglycerol-3-phosphate O-acyltransferase activity. The transcript has 8 exons. Gene Ontology annotation, biological process: phosphatidic acid biosynthetic process. The record is from RefSeq and is a predicted model, not a curated record.
AAAUCAGCGGGCGUGGGGAGGGGUGGCGGGGGAUAGCGGCAGCAGCAGCAGCCCCAGCCCUCAGAGAGACAGCAGGAAGGGAGGGAGGGAGCUAAGGGGACAACCCCCCACCAUUCCUACCGCUAUGGGCCCAGCCUCCCACUCUCACCUCCCCUCCUUCGGCCGGGGCUAGGACACCCCCAAAUCCUGUCGCCCCCUUGGCACCGACACCCCGACUGAGGCAGAGACACAGCCACCCGCCACCACCGCUGCGGCAGCCUGGCUGGGGAGGGGGCCAGCCCCCCAGGCCCCCCACCCCACUGAGUGAGUCGGAGUGGAGGAAGGAGGAAGAGCCUGGAGAACCAAUUCUGCAUGCCACGCUUCCUCCUCCAGAGCUCCUUCCUCUCCCAGGUGACCAGAAUGGAGCUGUGGCCAGGGGCGGGGACUCUGCUGCUGCUGCUCUUCCUGCUGCUGCUCCUCCUGCUGCCCACUCUGUGGUUCUGCAGCCCCAGUGCCAAGUAUUUCUUCAAGAUGGCCUUCUACAACGGCUGGAUCCUCUUCCUGGCUGUGCUCGCCAUCCCUGUGUGUGCCGUGCGAGGACGCAACGUCGAGAACAUGAAGAUCUUGCGUCUGAUGCUACUCCACAUCAAAUACCUGUACGGGAUCCGAGUGGAGGUACGAGGGGCCCACCACUUCCCUCCUUCACAGCCCUACGUCGUUGUCUCCAACCACCAGAGCUCCCUCGACCUGCUUGGGAUGAUGGAGGUGCUGCCAGGCCGCUGUGUGCCCAUUGCCAAGCGGGAGCUGCUGUGGGCCGGCUCUGCUGGGCUGGCCUGCUGGCUGGCGGGAGUCAUCUUCAUUGACCGGAAGCGCACUGGGGAUGCCAUCAGUGUCAUGUCUGAGGUCGCCCAGACCCUGCUUACACAGGACGUACGGGUCUGGGUUUUUCCUGAGGGCACGAGAAACCACAACGGCUCCAUGCUGCCCUUCAAACGUGGCGCCUUCCACCUCGCAGUGCAGGCCCAGGUUCCCAUUGUGCCCAUCGUCAUGUCCUCCUAUCAAGACUUCUACUGCAAGAAGGAGCGCCGCUUCACUUCAGGGCGAUGUCAGGUCCGGGUGCUGCCCCCAGUGCCCACAGAAGGGCUGAAGCCGGAUGACGUUCCAGCUCUGGCUGACAGAGUCCGGCACUCCAUGCUCACUGUUUUCCGGGAAAUCUCCACUGAUGGCAGGGGUGGUGGUGACUAUCUGAAGAAGCCCGGAGGGGUGGGCGAGGCUGGGCUCUGAGUUCCCUUCUCAUCUCCCCCUCCUCUGCCCCCCGCCCCUGCCCCCGCCCCCUUCCCCACACCUACCAGCCCACCGGCCUAAAGCCAGGUCAAGCUCCUCAUCUGCCCUCUCCCCACUUGUUCUCCUCUUUGGAAUCUUCAACUUUUGAAGUGAAUGUGGUCACAGCACCGCUCCCUGCCCCCGUCCCCGCCCCCCUCCCCACAGACUCCGUUGCCUCGGUGCAGUCUCCACUCUGACCCCUGCCUCCUGUGCCAUCUUGUCUGUGGGACAGUUGCCUCUCCCUCAUCCUCAGUGGUUCAGCCUACACAAGGGUAGGAACACUCCAUUCUGUCCCCAGUGGACCCUCUUCCUUUGUGGUCUUCUCUCCCACUCCACCUCACGUUGGCCAGUGGACUCAUCCAUUCUGUGGAACAAUUCCUCACUCCCACGUCCACAGACACAGUGGACUCAUCCGUUAGUGAGGACACUCCUCACGCUGUGGCUGGAAGCUGAUGCGUGGAAUACUUCUCCCAGGGUCACCCUGGGAACAUUCCUCAGCACCUUCUCCCUUCUUUCCGUGGAGCCUCCUGUCAGUGGAGGCUGGACUCUUCUCACCCAGAGGUCUCAUCCCUGCCCUUGCCCAGGUGCCCGGGCUUGAGCACACUCUUGGAUGCCACAUUUCCGCUUCCACCCAUCCCCUGGGUACAGUUGUUCAGUGGUCCUGGCCCCCCAGCGCCCUGCAGCCCUCCUAUACCAUCCUAGCCGGGCACAGGGGGAAGAAGCACUUAACGGGUGCUGCACUCACUUCCCCCUGGGGAGCUGGGGAAAGGACCUGAACCCUGGCUGGAGCGGAUGGGGAGGGCUUUUAAUUUAUUUCUCUUUUGAGGCUUCCCCUCUCUGAGCCAGUUUUCAUUUUCUCCCUAUGGCAGUAGCCACUCCCUGCCUCCCACCCCAGACCUGUGCCCCAAAAACCGGGGAGGUGGGCUGGGAGCAAAAGGAGAGGGUGGGACCCAGUUUUGCGUGGUUGAUUUUUAUUACUUAUCUGGAUAACAGCAAGAAACCGAGAAUAAAGACUGAGCAAGAUCUGA